Molecule: messenger RNA, 889 nt
Organism: Pelodiscus sinensis (Chinese soft-shelled turtle)
Lineage: Eukaryota; Metazoa; Chordata; Testudines; Trionychidae
Source: RefSeq, a predicted model, not a curated record
GGUGUUGAGAGUGAGAACAGGGACGGACCAUCAGCCGGAGGAAGCUGCAGCGGAGGAAGGGGAGGCCGAGCGUGUGACGAUGCAGCCCUCCCCUGCAGCUGGCUGAUAAAGGUUGCCUUAAUGAAUACAAUUUUCGGAGCUAUCCCCAUCCUGUUCAGGCAUCCAGCCAUUUAUGGCCUGUCCCGGAUCACCAGCAGCCUGUACCUCAGCAAUGGCACGGCUGCCAAUAACAAGCUCCUGCUCUUUGCCAGCCAAAUCACGACCGUCAUCAACGUGUCGGUGGAGGUGGUGAGCACCUUCUACCCCAACAUUCGCUACGUGCACAUCCCUAUCACGGACACCCCCGUGUCUCGCCUUUCUGAUUUCUUUGACCUCGUGGCAGACCGGAUCCACAGCGUGGACCUGCAGCAGGGCCGGACGCUGCUCCACUGCGCUGCCGGCGUCAGCCGCUCCGCUGCCCUGUGCCUGGCCUAUCUGAUGAAGUACCACGCCAUGUCUCUGUCCAACGCGCAUGCUUGGGUCAAGUCCUGCCGCCCCAUCAUCAGACCUAACCAUGGGUUCUGGCAACAGCUCAUCCAGUACGAGUAUAAACUCUUUGGGACCAAUACAGUGCGAAUGGUCAACUCCCCUCUGGGCUUGAUCCCGGAUGUCUAUGAAAAUGAAGUAAGACUAAUGGUAGCGUUUUGACUGUAACUAGCUUUCCCACAUCUCGCCAAGGAGCCCCGCAGGAAAGCGAGGGGACGGCACAGCUGAUCGAGUUUGGAACGUGACCCUAAACUCCUCAGCCUAGCGAGGCGUGCUGCGUGUCCCUCCCUGCCGGCAUACAUACAGAGACAAAUGGGGCUGUCUGGGUUUUGCUGUAAAUAAAACCAACCGGGUUUAAACUACA